UGUACCACGGGCCGUAUGACUGAUGCAACAAGACCAUCGUUCUGAUCUAUUCAUUCUGUGUUCUCGCGUACAACCGAAGGGUGACAAACAAGUACGCUGCUGCCGAGGAACGUGAGAGGACCGAGCAGGCCACCGAAAUGCAGAGGAUCUUGGCCGAGACAACCGAGAUUCCGUUCGGUGCCAGGGCGCUAGAAAAGGGCAUCCAAGUCGAAGGCAUUUGGACUCCCAAGGAGUAUUCACCGAGGCAGUCCAUCGUUAUGCCGGGAGAUACGCCAGAACUCCCCAGUCCCGCACAGAGUCAGCCAUCGCUUGUCCCACCAAGUGGCGUCCAGCGGCCAAGCCGAUCAUAUCAAUUGGCGCCAAACCAUAACCUGCUCAACCCACGCCUUUCCAUGAAGAUCCCAGACAUCGAGCUCGGGGCCGAGGCAAUGCGUGUGUUCUCCACACACAGCGCACCGCAGCCAACAAUCCGUGCCAACAGUGAAACCGAGACGCCCGUUGACCCAGGGAAAAAGAGACGGUCGAGGGGUUGGUUCAAUCCUCGGAAUUCCUGGGUAAGAAAGCCGUUCGAGAGCUAUAAGCGCAUGUCAAAACUUGAAGGGCAUCAUCGAACCUCAUCCGAAAGCUUUCGACGUAGGAUCAGCAAGCUGAUCGACGAGAGCAUUCAGACAGGCUCGACUGAGACAUACCAGUUGAGACCCAUCAACCAGGGGACCAUAGAUAGCCCUAGGAAUUAGUGACUGGACAAAUGCUACACUGCAAUGCGUCCGAAGCAUGGAGCAGGCUAGUCUGUCUUCAUGAUGCCUUUGUCACAUGUCACCAUCAGCAAUCAUUGUAUUUGGGGGUAGUUCAUGAGAGCUUUUCGAUUCAUAAAGCCCGCGAGGCUCUAGGUCUCAGGCGAAGCGCUGGUGAGACAUUGGGAGAUAAAGCUUAUUAUAAUAUGGCAUCCAGCAAUCCGUC
Aspergillus aculeatinus CBS 121060 is the source of this 960-nucleotide messenger RNA. RefSeq lists its product as uncharacterized. Lineage: Eukaryota; Fungi; Ascomycota; Eurotiomycetes; Eurotiales; Aspergillaceae. The record is from RefSeq and is a predicted model, not a curated record. Bases 138 to 737 code for a protein of 199 amino acids. The transcript has 2 exons.